GAGCAUGGUGACAGAGCAGAGCAGCAGGACAGGGUGUUGCUGCUGGGCUUUGGCCAGGAAAGUCAGAGGAGCCAAACAGUUUGGAUCACAUCACAUCCGAUCCGACAAAGUGUAAAUAUGUUUGACAACUCCAACUACCCUUUCAACUGUUUCAACUAUGAUGGAGACGGAUACCCUUCAUCCAGCACGGACGAGGAGAAGAAAAUGUGCAGACCCGCAUACAGUUACAUAGCUCUGAUAGCCAUGGCCAUCCAGCAGAGCCCCGAGCAGCGGGUCACUCUGUCGGGCAUCUACGAGUUCAUCAUGAAGAGAUUUCCUUACUACCGCUCCAACCAGAGAGCCUGGCAGAACUCCAUCAGACACAACCUGUCUCUCAACAGCUGCUUCAUCAAGGUUCCUCGGACAGAGGGCAACGAGAAGGGAAAGGGUAACUACUGGACUUUUGCCACUGGCUGUGAAUCCAUGCUCGACCUCUUUGAAAAUGGCAACUUUCGGCGUCGCCGGCGCAGGAGGAACAUGAAAAUUGGCUUCCGUGAUUCAGGAGAACCCCCUUUCCACCCUCUGGAGAGCCACAGCAAUCAGCACGUACCCGCAGCCCGGCGCCCUGAACCCGACUCCACCCUCUGCCCUUUGAACCCUGAGAGGCCGAGGCCGGGCCCCCAGCAGAACCACCUCAUCCCGAACCCUACCCAGCAGGGGAAACCAGAGUCAGAGAUCAAGUUUAGCAUUGACUACAUCCUAUCCACCCCGGAUCCACCCUUGCCUGGGUUCAGAUCCCCCCACGGCCCUGUUCACAUAGGGCCCACAGGGCCGCCCAUACAUGUUCUGGAGCCCCAACAUCUGAACCUGCACUUCUGGACUCUGUAAGAGAGGAAACAGAGACUGAACUUCUUCUUUCAUUAUCAUCUGUGUCCAAAACUGGGAAGUAUUGUAAGGACAUCCAAAGACUGAAAGGAAACUCCACAAAAGGAAUUUUACUGACUUGAAAAUGUAAAUGAGGAGCAAAGAAUAAAGGUACAGUAUUGUGUGAUGAUGGAUUCUACAUGGAAAGAAGUCACUUAAAGAAAGCAUCACGCCGACUGAGAGUUCAUCCAAAAGAUAAAAUGUGAACAAUACAGAGCAGUAUUCAUAUUGUCAUUAUACUGUAUGUGCAGUGUCCAGUGCUGACAUAGACUAGUUUACAGUAUUCUCUAUAUGUAUAUACACAGCACAGAUAUGAUGUGUCUAAAAUCAGAGAAGGUAAAUCAAACUCCAAUUCAUGGAUUUAUUGGAUUAUCCUCAGAUCACAAGUUAGACAAAUUUCUUUGUUUAGAGAGAAUCUUAUGGUUUUUCUGUCAUUCAUUUAUCCAGACAUUGCUUGUUAAACUGAAACAUGAUUUAUGUAAUUUAUCAUAUUUAUUACCGAUUAAUGGUAGAUUUGGGCAUAUUAUUUCUCCUACCUUAUUUCAGUGACUGUCAAGAUAAAUGUCUCUGACAGCAUUACACAACUUUGGAUUUUUUGAAAUCCCCUCCAGGCAUGUUUUAAUACGUAUAAAAAAAAUACUUGUCAUUCUCACAUGUCUCAAACUCAGAGUUAAGGUGAGCACAGAGAAACUUUUUUCCUCCAGCACAUGAACUCUAUUCUGCACCAUGAAGCUCAAACAUCCCAGUAAAGUAGGAAUAAGGAAACAGAUUAUAUGAAGACACAUUUUUUUUUGCCAAUGUCAUGAAAAAAGGUCCUCUAAGUGAGGAAAAAAUUAAAUAAUUAGCAUUUAAUAUAAUUAAUUAAUAUUAAGGAUGUAAUUAAGGAUGGUGAUAUUUCAGUUUUUCUGGAAAGCAAUGUGACCAGGAAAAAGCAAAUGAUCUGCCUUGUUUUAGACUGAAAUUAUUAUUUUUUUUUCAGUGAAAAGAUUUUCAAAAUUUCAAUUGAAAAAAAAAAAAAAUCUUUUCAAAUCACAUACAGCAUACAACAUCCAACACUCACCAAAAUAUGAGGUUUUCACCUGACGCCUGCAUGCCUCUAAUCUUUUCUUUUCCUGCGAACAUUUUCCGACAAAGUUGGCAAGCAGCUUUUUUACAUUCUUUAUUUCUCUAUAGAAGACAUUUUGACAUGUCACAGUAGGAAAAGCACAGGUUAGGUAACAAAAUUAGUAAUGGCUGAAUGGCUCACUGCCAGCAUGUCCCAAAUCCAUAAAAUACACAAUUUCUAUACAGUAAUGUGAAGGGUUACAGCAGUUAAGAUACUAAAGACAAAUCCAUGUUUUACACUUUCACACUAGAAGAAAACAGUACAAUAGGUCAGUCAGACUGUGACUUUGCAUUGUCAGAGUAACUGUGUCCCAAACCCAUCCUAAAAACUAAUACUAUACAGAUUGUAUGUUGGAAAAGUGACAAUAUUUAGGUUAAUUAAAACAUGCAGUAUCCAUACAAACACAUUUCUACUGCAUUUGCACAGUGCGUGUAUUGCAUCAUUUCCUGUUUUCUUCCUGAUUUUUGGCAUACUGCAAAAAAAUCGGUGUACUAUUAAAAAUUAUCAUAUGGUAAAUAAUGUAUACAUUAGCAUGUAGCAUGGAAAUGCAUGACCCAAGCGGCAGUAUAAAUGUUGGCAUUGUGCAUUUCUGCAAACCACAGAUAUAUAUGUUUCAUAUGUAGCGGAUAUGUUGAAACUUAACAUUUCUUAAUGUUUCAGUUCUAAGUUUUGAAUGUGGUUAGGUUUAAGUGCAAACCUACUUGGUUAGGGUUAAAAAGAGAUCAUGUUUUAGCUUAAACUACCCGGUUUUGUCGCCACAAAUACAACUAGAAACAUCCAGAACUCUAGUAAGAAAAAGACCCACUUUUGUUGUUUGUCUUGAACAGUGGUUAAACUGUUGGCAACUGUGUCACACAGGUGUCACGCCGUCUACCAUCCCUCCUCCAUCUGAGGAGAAACUCAGCUCAUAUACAUGUAAUUUGAACUACGUAGAAAUGUUGAUGAUACGUAUGAAUUGUUAAAAUGUAAUAUAUCCCUAAUGUGCAGACAUGUGCAAUGCCAACAUUUUUUGGGUUACCGUGCUUAAAUGCAACAAGGGCAAUGUCUUUUUUUAAGAUAUAUUACUUUCAUUCUACCACCACUCACAAGUACUUUUAUUUUUUCCAGCUAAGUAACUCCUUCAUUUCUUUGGUGGAAGAAUAGUGUCCAUUAUCUUAUUUAGUAUGCAUACUGUCUUGUUUCAGUAUAUGCUAUUUCGUCACUUUUCCAAUAUGAAAAUACAAUUGCGUAGAAUUAGUAUGUAAUGUGGAUCUGGGAGGAGUUGGCACCAUCAUGGCUUACUGGGAGAUUUGAAAGGACACAGCCAUCUUAAUGUUAUCAGUAACACCUGUGCUUUUCCGGCUAUGACACGUCUCCUGUAAACAAAGGCCUAUUCUGACUGCGCUCAUUUCAAACCCACCCUCUGCUAACAUUUUGCUAAUUUUUUCACUGACCUUUUGAAAUCCUGAUUGACUGACACUUAAAUUCUAAUCCAGCCACUCCUUAUUAUAACACACUGUAUUCACACACUUAAAAGGAGGCCUAACGAAACAGAGGUCUGGCUAACAUUUCCUUGCCUGUACAAGGGAGAUCAAUCAUGGCGUGUUCCUGCGCCGUUGAAGGGACAUUUUUCAAUUUAACCUUUAUAUUAUGUCUUGACUACAUCGGAGGAGGGUUUCAACGCACUUAACAUGAGUGGCAUUUAAUAUAGCAUAACACUUGCAAGGUGAGGCCGAGAUGUGACCCUAUUUAAAUACAGAGGCCCCUGCCUAUGAGCCUUAACAGCAACACCUCCCCCCAACAAACACACACACAAACCCCCCCCCUUUGACGCAAUUAUAAUUAAACACACCUUAUGCCUCCUUUGCAAAUGCCCCUCAUCGAUCUGUGGGUUUUUAACAUUCAUAUGUGAACUGCCCCCCAGCUAACGUCUGCAGCGGCACAAACGUUUAUGGAUCAGCAAGUUUCCAUUAACAAAGUUGUUGAUGUUGAAUAGCGGGGGCCGGGGCUGCCAUGAUGCCGCGGAUAUAUUUGGGUAAAUUAACUUAGCAUAAAGUGCUCCGAGGCUACGGGGGUCUUUUGAGGCAGCUAAAGAGAAAGCAAGGCACCAGUCAGGCCCGAAAAGUCAAUGCACAUAUUAUGUUGUCGGUGAAUAUUUGAAACUGUAGCUACUGGCACAGUGUCCCAUUGAAUGGCCUCUAUUAAAUAACUCUUCUAAAUCCAAAGCAUUUGGUUUCAUUCCCAGUUAAUGCUUCUAACAUCUUGUUUAUAAUUACGUCCACAAUGAUAUUUCUCAUUUAUAGGAGUGUGGGAAUUUAUUUUGUGUGAG
Messenger RNA from Epinephelus moara (kelp grouper), 4316 nucleotides. It is a transcript of the gene foxl3, whose product is annotated as forkhead box L3. The transcript is spliced from 3 exons. The coding region runs from base 118 to 867 and encodes 249 amino acids. Gene Ontology annotation, biological process: cell differentiation; regulation of transcription by RNA polymerase II; anatomical structure morphogenesis. NCBI's taxonomy places the organism in Eukaryota, Metazoa, Chordata, Actinopteri, Perciformes, Serranidae. The record is from RefSeq and is a predicted model, not a curated record. Gene Ontology annotation, molecular function: RNA polymerase II cis-regulatory region sequence-specific DNA binding; DNA-binding transcription factor activity, RNA polymerase II-specific.